AUGUCCGAGAAGCCUACGAGUCAAACAGCCUCGAGCAAUGCCUAUGCCGGUUACCCUCAGACGCGAAUGCCCUACACUGGGCUUGGCUACCAACAGUACAAUGGAGGCAUGAACAUGACCAAUUCCAACCCCCUUGCCAGCAUGCAGAACCUCAACGCCACCUUGCCAUCCUCUGGAUCCGCGGACAAUGACAUGAAUGCUGUCAAUCGCCAAGGGUACAAUAGCCCAAUGAUGGUCUUGCCAUCGGGUCAGACUGUGCCGCUCACCAACUGCUAUGCUCAGACCCAGUCGUCGUUUGGAGAUACCACUUCACAAAUGCCUUAUGUCCCCACUGGCAUGUUCCCAAACUUCAUUGGCAAUACCAGCAUGGCUCCCAGCACCCUUGCAGGCUAUGGAUGGCCUUAUGGAAUGGCCCCCAACCUUGCCGGAUUUGACCCAGCUCGUCGAGGCUCUUGGUCUCCUGAAGACAAUGCUGCCAACAACCAAGCUGCUGCGCUUCAAGCUCAAUCGGACUACUACAACAUCCCCGUCCCAUACAUGGCCACUGGUGCUUCAGCCAGCCAGCACUAUAUUGCCGGCCCCAUCCAACCCAUGAAGUGUCAAGACAACAAGUCAUAUGAAAUGGUGAACCUUGACGAGCUUGUCAAUCGAGAUCCGCCCAUCCCUCGCGCUGUGCCCGCUCUCUGGACAAACCAAGAAGAGCUCAGCCUGGCCAAAUGCCUCCAGAAUCCUGAAGGCAUCACCAACGUCUACAUCCGCGGCUUCAUGCCUGAGACCACUGAUGAAGACCUUCAUCGCUGGGCUUCUCGAUUUGGUGAGAUUGAGUCAUGCAAGGCCAUCAUUGAGCAAGACACAGGCAAAUGCAAAGGCUUUGGCUUCGUCAUGUACUACUCUCCUGCUGCCGCUGAGAACUGUAUCCGUGGUUUCUUUCAUCUUGGUUUUCAGGCCAGCUAUGCCCAGAAGUCCCGCAACUCUCGACUGAAGGAUCUUGAAGAUAGAAACUCCACUAACAUCUACUGCACCGGAGUUCCGAUUGAAUGGAAUGAAUCGGACUUAGCCAAACAUUUUGCUCCAUACGUUGCCGUCUCCACCAAGAUUUGCCGUGAUGCUCCAUCCGGUGUCAGCAAGGAAGUCGGCUUUGCCAGGUUCGAGUCCCGUGAGGUCGCCGAGCGUGUUAUCAGAGAGUUCCACUCUGUCCUCAACGAGCGUGACAACGUCAAGUUGUUCCUCCGUUUCGCCGACACCAAGGCUCAGAAGCAACUCAAGCAGCAGAGCCAGGAGCGUCGCACCUGGCGAAGCCGCGAGUACAGCUUCUCUGUCGAACACACUCCCUCACCAACUUUGUCUCGAUUGCAGAACAUGAACAAUCACAUCAGUCCGAAUGGCAGUUACCAGUCACCUGCUGGUGGCUUCACUCCAGCGACGUCAGUCUCUCCGCCUGAGUUGCAAGGUGUCACCAAUAACAACAAGCCUGUCAAUCUGCCCAUUCGCAGCUCCUCUACUGCGUGGCCGAUGCAAGGCGGGCUGCAGUCAAUCACCAAUACCACCACAGUUCGAACCAAUGGUGCAGAUGCUGUUGCCACUCGUCCCUAUAUUGAGGUGCGACCCAAAGCUACUGCUACCGUUGCAAUUGUUCCGGACCACGGUGACGCCAACAAGAGCACGAAGACCCCGAGUCCCAAGAAGGUCACCAUCAAGGUUGAGCCAGCCAGUGGCAAGGAGAACUACAUCACUGCCACUCCUCAGUCCAGCAAAUAA
Messenger RNA from Cladophialophora yegresii CBS 114405, 1758 nucleotides. RefSeq lists its product as uncharacterized. The record is from RefSeq and is a predicted model, not a curated record. NCBI's taxonomy places the organism in Eukaryota, Fungi, Ascomycota, Eurotiomycetes, Chaetothyriales, Herpotrichiellaceae. Gene Ontology annotation, molecular function: poly(U) RNA binding; mRNA 3'-UTR binding; poly(A) binding. The transcript is spliced from 6 exons. Gene Ontology annotation, cellular component: cytosol; ribonucleoprotein complex; nucleus. Bases 1 to 1758 code for a protein of 585 amino acids.